GGCCUCAUUAUGGAUUUGAAAUGGCCACAUCUUGGAAUGGCUUUCUUUAUAAUUGUCUCCAUCACCAUGACUUGCUGUUUUGUGUGGCAGUACAAACUUCCAAAGAAAGACAGCGAUGAAUUUAGCUUGUCCAAUGAGCCUAAACCAGUUCAGAUAUGCCCCAGGCAUCCCAAGCCUGUGACAUUGGUGCACCCUGUGCCGAUUCUAAAAGAAGCUCUUGAAAAGGUUGACUUUCUGUUACGCCAUCAAAUACACACAAUGAGUCUGCCAUCCAUUUCAGCCAUUGUAAUAUAUAAUGAUACUGUGCUGUGGACUGGAAAUUUUGGGAAAAGAAAUGCAUCUGACGAGUUUUCACCCCCGCCAAAUGAAUAUACUAUUUACAGGAUUGCGAGCAUUUCCAAGAUAUUCCCUGCGAUAAUGCUGUACAAACUCUGGCAGGAAGGAAAAAUUACAUCUCUGGAUGACCCACUGACAAAAUACGUCAAAAACUUUACAGUUAAAAACCCACUGGGAAACACAAAAGAACGAGAACAUAUACAUGAGGCAAAAGGCCUGGUAUUUCGUGAGAGAGGGGAAGCCGCUACAAGAGUAUCAUCUGUGACAUUGAAACGGAUGGCCAGCCAGCUGUCGGGGCUACCCAGGCGACUCAGGUCAACAAGUCUGCUCUGGGAUGGGGAUACCGAAAUGGCACUGAAUCUUCUGCAGGACGAUUUACUUGUUGCGGAUCCUGGCACAAGAUGCCAUUACAGUAAUUUGGCAUUUUCCCUCCUGGCUCACGUUCUAGCCAAAAAAGUUGCUGGGUCAGAGUAUCAGCACUGGAUUACUGAGAAUAUUUUAACGAAAAUAGGAAUGGAGCACACUGGAUUUGAGUUUACACACUCAGUCCGUUCCCAGCUAGCUGUCGGUGUUUACAGCAAUGGUCAACCAGCGCAGCUAUAUGACCUUGGUUGGUACCGACCCUCUGGCCAAAUGUAUUCAACCACUGCGGACCUGGCUAAAUUGGCUAUGGUGCUUUUGGGAGCUGUUCACAGACAUCUUCUGCAGCCUGACACCAUUAAAAUGAUGCUCACUCCAGUAUUCAGGUGCUCCGAGGAUUACUUUGCUAGCAAAACAGGAACGCCAUGGGAAAUUGAUGAACUGUUUGGAUAUGACAUCAUUAAAAAAGAAGGUGACUUGGAUGGUUACUCAGCUACGUUCUCCUUGGUCCCUAAACUUAAACUGGGAUUCAUUAUUUUGAUGUCAGGUGCCCGACCCCAAGAGAAGGACUUGACUACAGGUGUUUAUAAUUAUCUAAUACCUGCAAUGGAGUCUGCAUUUCGACAAAGCAACAGGGUUCUUUCUCCACCUCCCCGCUCUAAGCCUUAUGUCGGUUACUACACGUUUGCAAACUUGACCUUUUACGAGAUAAAGAAGGACAAGAAUGGAGUAUUAGUGAUGCAGCAAUUUGGCCCUCAUAUUGAAAAGUUGAUACCCGAGAGAUACAGGACUAUCAAGCUAUGUUAUUUAGAAGAGAGGGUGUUUCAAAUUGUAUUUGAAAAAGAAUACCCAUGUGUCUUGAAAUUCAGCACAGCUUCAGUGUCACUUGAAGCUCAAGAUGGACAACUGUUUAAUUUCUUUCAGUUCAAUAGGAAAGGCCUAUCUACUGGUUUUGAUGCUCCGGGUCUUAAUACAUACAAUAUCCUCCGCAUAAACCAAAAACCGAAAUUUUGAGAAUUGACAAACAGAUUGUUGGAGCUGAAAGCAAAAUGCUGCAGAUGCUGUAAAUCUGAAAUAAAAACAAAAAGUGCUAGUAACACUCAGCAGGUCUGGCAGCAUCUGUAGAGAGAGAGAAACGGGGUUAACGUUUCGAGUCCGUAUGACUCUCCUUCAGAUUGUGGAGCUAUUUUAGGAACAUUUAAAAAGCUACUUUUUAUAGAGUUAAGAACCUUAGAAGUUCUGGAACAAGGAAAAGGCCAAUUGGUCAAUCAAAUCUUCUCCUUGCAGAGACCAUCUAUGAUUACACUCUCAUGAGCUACCACCAAAAGUUGAUCCCUACUUAAUGGAACACUAUGGCUGGGAAUUUCCUUGGAGAUGCUCCCACUCCCCUGGCGUGAUCCCUGGUUACGACUUGGGGAUGGAACAGCAGCAACUCUGAAGAAACACGGGUUGGGAAUUUCCUUAGUUUCCUCCUCAAAAAAUGCUGUUAAAGUUUCAAUAACCUUCAAGCAUCCUUCUCAAACAGCCAUCAAUCUGGUUUGCUUUUCAAUGAGUCACUUGGUGCAGAAUCAACUACCAUCUCUGGGAGUCUGUUGGAAGCAGACAGCGAAUGAACACUCCCAAUAAGCAUACCCUUUCUUUUUGUGCUUUUCUCUUAAUGUUAUUUUGUUCUGCGAGAUAGUUCAGGAUACAUGGUAAAAUAGUGAAGCUUGAUUUUAAAUACCGGUCCUUUGUGUAUCUUUGAAUAAAUGAGAAUCCAGUUGUGCUGCUGCUCCUUCUUGUAACGGUCAGCACAUUUUCAUUCUAAUCAUCAGACUAACAGUAAUUUCCUUCAGUACUUCACAAGCAGCAAGCAACUUUGCUGUAUAUAUCUUAGCAACACACUAAUAUAGAAAUGGUUUGAGCAAGAGAUCAUUGUCUGCUGAUCUAGCCUCCCCUUCCAAACCUCCAGUCAGACUUAGUUACUGUGAUUCUAUAACUAAUUAUCCUGCAUCCUGAUUGCUAACUAGAAUUCACAUUUGCAAAUCAAGGUUUGGUUUAACAUCGAACCAGGUGGUGAACAACUGGUCUCCUUGAUGAAUACACAGUGGAAGGGACAGGAAAAUCCAUCAUCAAUGUCAACAGGAAUUCAUCCAAUUAUUCUUUAAGCCCGACAUGGUUUACUGUUCAGCUCUGCUAGUAAGCCUGCCUAAAUUUCUACCACUCUCCUACUAAAAGUAACGUGGCCUAACUUCUUUUGAUACCUUUAACAUUAAAUUGUGUUCCCUAAUCCCUAAUUUCUGUGCUUGACAGCAGAAGUUUUACAGUUCUAAUUUCUUUGUAUCCUUGGAAAUUUUAAGGACUUUAUCAAGUCCUCACACAUUCUCCUCUCUGCAGGAGAGUAAAAACAUCAAAUAGCCAAUUUUCCUCACAGGACUGGCUCUCUAAGUUCAGAAAUCAAUCCUCCCUCUGGAUUUCCUCUAAUAACUCUAUAUCUUUUGCACGAUAUGGAGACCAAAACUGAAUAAAGUACUUCAGAUGAAAUCCCACCAAGCAUAUAUAAAACAGUCUGCACUAUCCAAACAUUUUACUUGAUAUCUUUACUGCCUGCGCAUACUGAAUUGAGGAUUUUAACAGCCUAAAUUUUAAAAAUGAACUUGUAUUUAUAUAGCGCCUUUCACAUCCUCAGAAUAUUACAGCCGAUUAAGUAAUCAGAUAUGUAGCCACUGUUAUAAUGUAAUCACAAUCCACAAAACCUAUACUGGUUUCCUACUCCAUUACCUCAAAUAUAUUAGUGUUAAAUAUGUAGUUCUACACUGUUUUUCUGCUUAGUCAUAACUUUACAUUUUUCUCUAUUAAGCUCCAUUUUCCAUCUCUUCUGUCCAUUGAUCCAACUUGUCCAGCUCCCUUUUAAUAUCAAACAGAGGUUUUCAUCAUUGACCAUUGUGCACAGUUCAGUGUUGUUUGCAACCAUGGAUAACUUGGAAAUGCCCGCUUUUCUCAGUCGCUUAUAUAAAAGUUACAAACAACUCCCUACACGCCACUACUCUACUGUCCACUCUCCAACCAUGCACCAAUCCAGCCUAAUAAUUAACCCAUGACUUUGGACAUUGUCUGCUAUGUAAAAUGCUGUCCAAUAGUUGCAGGUAAAGAAUUAACAGCUGGUGGGAAUGUGAAUUAGAACGGCAUUCACCUUCUGUAGCAAUACAUAAUUGCGUGGUGUGUCAGCCUUUUCACCUGAACACAUUUUGCAGUGUUGUUUGCUGCUACAAAAUGAUUAAUGGACCCCCUCUGUGUUGCUUUUGCUAAGCAAAAGUGGAGAUUUUGCAGGAUAUUGAAAUGGUGCUGAAAGUAGUCAGAGAUUUGGUGAAACAUUUCAAAACUCCACAGUCCACAUUUUCCAACCCUGCUAAUCAACAAGGUCUAAAAUUACGAAUGUUUGUCUGACCAACCAGAACCAGGACUCAACGGUGAAGACUAGAUGGUGAUUUUACAAUACUAUGCUGGACACACAAUGCCACUUCAGACACAUUGUUCUUAACACUGUUAUUUCAUUCUCCAAUGUGGUUAUGCCAUCUUUAGUGU
Carcharodon carcharias (great white shark) is the source of this 4260-nucleotide messenger RNA. Its product is annotated as putative beta-lactamase-like 1. The record is from RefSeq and is a predicted model, not a curated record. NCBI's taxonomy places the organism in Eukaryota, Metazoa, Chordata, Chondrichthyes, Lamniformes, Lamnidae. The coding region runs from base 10 to 1710 and encodes 566 amino acids. The transcript is spliced from 6 exons.